AUGGUUGCCAGGGCUGCAGUAGGCAGUGUGUCCCGUACUUUGGAGUUGUGCUUGGUCCUUGCGGUGAGAGUUCCGUGGGGGAAGCGGGACCGGGGCGCCCUCGCUCGGCCGGCACAGGUGUGCCGGGUGCCAUGGCGACGGCGCCGCGCGAACCCCUCCCGCACGCCCCCCCCCCCGCCCCACUUGCGUCUGGCCGGGGAGGCGUGGGGCAGCAGGCGGCAGAGUCCAGCGGACAGCAGCGCAGCGCUGCGCGGGAGCGUCAGCUCCGACCCCAGGGGAGCGAGACGCGGGCACCGGCCUGGGCCUGCGAGCGCCCCCUGCGCGCCUCCACCCACCUCGGACCAGACCAGACUCGCGGAGCGCAGUGGCAGCGCGCAGGGCUGGACAAUCRAGCCCUUGCAGAGACCCUCUGCCCCUGCCGGCUGCCUGGCUCCAUCAGAGACUGUCCCGGAACAGGCAAGAGUGGGAAGCAUGGAGGGUACCAAAAAAAAGGUGGAUGAUGAGAUGGGUCUGGAGCCCCUCUUUCUGGAGCUGGAGAUGCUGGAAUGUGAGGGUGGGAAGCCUGACUCCUCUGCUCCUUUGGUCCUAGGGGAGCCCUCCCAACCUCCCAAUGGCAGCUGGCCCCAAAGUCAGAAUGGGAGUGAAGCUGAGGUCACCCCGGCUGCCAACCUCACCUUCUCCUCCUACUACCAGCACUCUUCACCGGUGGCGGCCAUGUUCAUCGUGGCCUACGUGCUCAUCUUCCUCCUCUGCAUGGUGGGCAACGCCCUGGUCUGCUUCAUUGUGCUCAAGAACAGGCACAUGCGCACCGUCACCAACAUGUUCAUCCUCAACCUGGCCGUCAGCGACCUGCUGGUGGGCAUCUUCUGCAUGCCCACCACCCUUGUGGACAACCUCAUCACGGGAUGGCCCUUCGACAACGCCACAUGCAAGAUGAGCGGCUUGGUACAGGGCAUGUCUGUGUCGGCUUCCGUGUUCACGCUGGUGGCCAUCGCUGUGGAAAGGUUCCGCUGCAUCGUGCAUCCUUUCCGCGAGAAGCUGACCCUGCGGAAGGCGCUGGUGACCAUCGUGGUCAUCUGGGCCCUGGCGUUGCUCAUCAUGUGUCCCUCGGCCGUCACGCUGACCGUCACGCGCGAGGAGCACCACUUCAUGGUGGACGCCCGCAACCGCUCCUACCCGCUCUACUCGUGCUGGGAGGCCUGGCCGGAGAAGGGCAUGCGCAAGGUCUACACCGCGGUGCUCUUCGCGCACAUCUACCUGGCGCCGCUGGCGCUCAUCGUGGUCAUGUACGCCCGCAUCGCCCGCAAGCUCUGCAAGGCGUCGGGCCCGGCCCGCGACCACGCGGAGGUGGCGGCCGAGGGCGGGCGCGCGUCGCGGCGCAAGGCCCGGGUGGUGCACAUGCUGGUCAUGGUGGCGCUGUUCUUCACGCUGUCCUGGCUGCCGCUCUGGGCGCUGCUGCUGCUCAUCGACUACGGGCAGCUCAGCGAGCCGCAGCUGCACCUGCUGUCGGUCUACGCCUUCCCCUUCGCGCACUGGCUGGCCUUCUUCAACAGCAGCGCCAACCCCAUCAUCUACGGCUACUUCAACGAGAACUUCCGCCGCGGCUUCCAGGCCGCCUUCCGCGCCCGGCUCUGCCCUCUGCCGUGGGGCCGCCACCACGGCACCUAUUCGGAGCGGCCCGGCUGGCUCCUGCGCAGGAGGGUCUUGAUGGAGGUGCAGCCCAGCGACUCGGGCCUGCCGUCGGAGUCGGGCGCCAGCAGUGGGGCCCCCAGGCCUGGCCGCCCACCGCUGCGGAACGGGCGGGUCGCCCACCAGGGCUUACCCGAGGAGGGGCCUGGCUGCUCCCACCUGCCCCUCACCGUACCAGCAUGGAACAUCUGAGGUGGUCCAGAAAGCGCAGGCCCCUGCCUGUGGCCCCAACUGCACCUGCGAUACCUGGACACUUACUUGGCAGCUUGGGGCGGAGUUUGAAGAGGAUGCCAAAAUGCCUCCUCAAAAACAAGGCAACGGGCUGCUUGCUGCUCUUGAUGUCCUCUCCCUUCAGAUGGCAGGGAGAGGAAGAAACCUACUCUCCCCAAACGCUCCCUAUGGGGUAGAUUUGACAACCAUCCUCUCAUUGAAUUCCCACAGCGCUUUGGAAAUGGGCUUUCUUAAGCACCUUGUCUUCAACAGAUGCAGAAACAGAGGCCCAGAGAGUAGAGGUGUCUAGCCCAAGAUCGCUCAGCGGGAAAUCUCACUUGGACCUGCCAGGCUCCAGUGCCUGAAUGGUUUUGCUGUCUCCAGCUGUCUCCAAAAGGACCCCAUAAGGGAAGCACAGGGAAACUGAAAAUCCUAACCAACUAGGCAGCUGGGAAGAGACAGGAAGCAAGCCAGCAGAGCUUUGAUGCUCGGAACCCUGUCGUUCAGUCUGUAUGUUCUGUUGCUCAGGCUGCUUCUUUGAACCUUUUGCUGGGAGACCAUGGUGUGCCUCACCUGCCAGCUCCAAUUCGUUGUUUUGUCUUGUUCCAGGAAGUGUCCAGGGCCAUUCUCUUUCUGGAUGUCGCCCUGGGGAGCCUGCUUGUUACAGGGCAUUUUAGA
Molecule: messenger RNA, 2577 nt
Organism: Urocitellus parryii (Arctic ground squirrel)
Lineage: Eukaryota; Metazoa; Chordata; Mammalia; Rodentia; Sciuridae
Source: RefSeq, a predicted model, not a curated record